Morus notabilis is the source of this 1838-nucleotide messenger RNA. Its product is annotated as ferrochelatase-2, chloroplastic. NCBI's taxonomy places the organism in Eukaryota, Viridiplantae, Streptophyta, Magnoliopsida, Rosales, Moraceae. The record is from RefSeq and is a predicted model, not a curated record. Gene Ontology annotation, molecular function: protoporphyrin ferrochelatase activity. Gene Ontology annotation, biological process: heme biosynthetic process. The transcript is spliced from 10 exons. The coding region runs from base 64 to 1554 and encodes 496 amino acids.
GUACAGCCCUUCCUUCUCUGACUCCCACUCGUCGUAUCGUAUGCACUUUUUGUGCUCAAUUCCAUGGCGGAAUCCAUAGCAAUGCUUCCCUGGAGCAUCUCCUCCAAUGCUCCUCUCGACCAUCACCACCGGCUGUUGCCUCGCGCGCUCUGUAGUCUCUCGCGGAAUUUUACAAUCUCCAGAUUCAGUUCGACGCAGUCGUCGCUGCUGUUCUCCGAGAAAUCGCGGCAAAAGUGCGCGCCGGCGCUGAAAGUGCUGGUGAAACCGGAAACUCAAGCCGCUCCGGCGACGCCGAUCAUCGGAAACGACAAGAUUGGAGUUUUGUUGCUCAAUCUUGGAGGUCCCGAGACUCUCGACGAUGUUCAACCUUUCCUCUUUAACCUCUUCGCUGACCCGGACAUUAUUCGACUGCCAAGGUUAUUUAGGUUUCUUCAAAAGCCCUUGGCACAAUUCAUCUCCGUUUUCAGAGCACCGAAGAGCAAAGAAGGCUAUGCCGCAAUUGGUGGUGGCUCUCCUCUUCGAAAGAUAACUGAUGCUCAGGCUGAAGAGUUGAAGAAGGCCCUUUGGUCAAAGAAUGUCCCAGCAAACGUGUAUGUGGGCAUGCGCUAUUGGCAUCCAUUUACUGAAGAAGCUAUAGAACAGAUUAAAAGAGAUGGGAUAACAAAGCUUGUUGUCCUUCCGCUUUAUCCACAAUUUUCAAUAUCAACUAGUGGUUCAAGCCUUCGACUCUUGGAGAGUAUAUUCCGGGAGGAUGAGUAUUUAGUCAACAUGCAGCACACAGUUAUACCUUCUUGGUACCAGCGUGAAGGCUAUAUAAAAGCCAUGGCAAACUUGAUUGAGAAGGAGCUAAAAAAUUUUGACAACCCCCGGAAGUGCAUGAUAUUCUUUAGUGCACAUGGGGUGCCACUUGCAUAUGUGGAAGAGGCUGGUGAUCCAUACAAGUCGGAGAUGGAGGAAUGCGUCGAUCUGAUAAUGGAAGAAUUAGAGAAACGAAACAUAACUAAUCCGUAUACUCUGGCUUAUCAGAGCAGAGUUGGACCUGUGGAAUGGUUGAAACCCUACACAGAUGAGACGAUAAUUGACCUUGGCAAAAAAGGAGUGAAAAAUCUGCUCGCUGUACCAAUUAGCUUUGUAAGUGAGCACAUCGAAACUCUAGAAGAAAUCGAUGUUGAGUACAAAGAAUUGGCUCUAGAAUCUGGCGUAGAAAAUUGGGGGCGCGUUCCUGCAUUAGGAUGUGAACCCACCUUUAUUUCAGAUUUGGCAGAUGCGGUGAUUGAGAGUCUCCCAUAUGUUGGAGCCAUGGCAGUCUCUAACCUCGAAGCUCGACAGUCGUUGGUUCCACUUGGUAGUGUGGAAGAGUUAUUAGCAGCGUAUGAUUCACAACGCAGAGAGCUACCACCACCAGUGACGGUAUGGGAAUGGGGUUGGACGAAAAGUGCCGAAACCUGGAAUGGAAGAGCUGCAAUGCUGGCAGUGCUUGUUCUUUUGGUGCUAGAAGUCACCACUGGGGAAGGUUUUCUUCACCAAUGGGGCAUCAUGCCCUUUUUCCGCUGAAAUUAAAUCCUUCACUCUUUCUCUCUCUAUCUUCACAAAACACCGUUAAUGGGGCCCUGUAAAGUUUUCUUUUUUCAGAUAAAAUGUCUGUAUUCAUAUCAAUGACUUCUUCCAUACGUGUAUUAUGUUUGGUUACCGAAGUGCUUACAGAAUAUCUAAUUUUUAGGUAGUCUUAGGUGAACCACUAUUGUUGGUCAGAAGGAGGAAAUAUGUAUUCAUGAAUUAUAGUGGUCUUGUAAUUUUGAGUCCAAGACAUUUUCCCAUGAAUAUAUAUUGAAAAAGUU